AUGCACGUGACGACGACAGUGAUCCGGUACACGCGCGUGGCUGCUGAGCACGUCCGCUCGAGCAGCAGCGCUCCCUCCGUACAGGUGACACGCUCCGCCGGUGGCUCUCGUCUCUCAGCGCUGCGUGAACGACUCACGGAGGAGGCGCGUCUUGGCCCGACGUUCGCAGAGCAGGCGCUGUCGCUCGCGGACUUUGCGUUCGAAGCCGACGCUGCGUCAGACUCGAAGCCUUCUCGAAAGCCGAAUGCGUCAAACCGCAAGCCCAAGUGGCUCAAGGCGCAGCCCACGCAAGGCGCCAACUACGAGCGGCUGCGCAAGACGGUCAAGAGUCUGGGACUGAGUACCGUGUGCGAGGAGGCCAAGUGUCCAAACAUUGGCGAGUGUUGGAGCGGCGGCAAGGACGGCAUUGCAACAGCAACGAUUAUGCUCAUGGGUGAUACGUGUACGCGCGGAUGCAGCUUUUGUGCUGUCAAGACGAGCAAGAAACCGGCUCCGUUGGACGCCGAAGAGCCGAAGAAGGUGGCAGAAGCGAUUGCCGCCUGGGGACUGGACUACAUUGUCUUUACGAGCGUCGACCGCGACGACUAUGAUGAUUUUGGCGCGGGCCACUUUGCCACGACUGUCCGCACGCUGCGUGCGAAGCUGCCGAAGAUCUUGAUUGAGUGUCUGACGCCAGACUUCCAGGGCCACGACAAGCUGAUUGACCAAGUGGCGACGUCAGGACUCGACGUUUUUGCGCACAAUUUGGAGACAGUGGAACGACUUCAGCGUCGGGUGCGUGAUUAUCGUGCCAACUACAAGCAGUCGCUUCACGUGCUCGAGCGCGUCAAGGUGGUUGCACCGCACCUCGUAACGAAGACGUCGCUAAUGCUAGGGGUGGGCGAACGCAACGAGGAUGUGUUCCAAACACUUCGCGAUCUGCGCAACAGUGGAGUGGACGUUGUGACGUUUGGCCAGUACUUGCGUCCAAGCACCAAGCACAUGCCGGUUAAGUCGUACGUGACGCCUGAAGCUUUUGCCGAGUGGCAAAAGGUGGCCGAGCAAAUGGGCUUUUUGUACGUGGCCAGUGGACCAAUGGUGCGCUCUAGUUACAAGGCCGGCGAGUUCUUUAUGAAGAAUUUGCUCCAGAACCGCAAGGCGGAGGUUGUUGCCUAG
This is a messenger RNA of Hyaloperonospora brassicae, 1155 nucleotides long. Lineage: Eukaryota; Oomycota; Peronosporomycetes; Peronosporales; Peronosporaceae. The record is from the annotation of a GenBank genome assembly.